UGCUGUUGGUCGAUUUCCAGGUUGUUGGCAAUGUGUGCAGCAAUAAUGACAGGAAAUACCCAACCAAUCUGUAGCCAUAGAAACCUGGAUCAAUGUUACCCACAAUGCACGGGCAGCACAUGGACAUGUACUUAGAUCCCAUGAUGGGCAAAAUUCUAACUGAGCCCGAGGGUCACGUUCAUGGUCACCACACGAGUUACCAUGGCAACCACAUGUACAUAGACAACAUGGUGCUGGCAAACGCCAACUCAUCGCUGUAUAUGAUGGACCACGACAUGCAUGUCCCUUCACAACAUGAUAUGGCUUAUGACAUGCAGAUGACGAUGGGCGAGCGCGUCAUCACAUCAAGCACUGGGAAUGAUUCCAAGAAGAAGAAGAAUGGGGGCCUCGGGGUUGUCGGGAAAAGUAUUGAGGAGGAGUUGUGUCGAAUAUGUGGGGAUCGGGCUUCAGGGUAUCAUUACAACGCUCUCAGCUGUGAAGGAUGCAAAGGUUUCUUCCGGCGUAGCAUCACACGGACCGCGGCGUACCACUGUAAAUAUGGCGGAAAUUGUGAGAUGGACAUGUGGAUGCGAAGAAAAUGUCAGGCCUGCAGACUACGGCGGUGUCGAGAGGUCGGAAUGAAAGAAGAAUGCCUACUCUCUGAGGAGCAGUGUAAAGCAAGAGACGUGCGACGAAAACAGAAGUCAACCAAAUCUAAACGUUCCGAGAGUGUGAACAGUCCGGAACUGUCCAGAACAGAUUCAACAUCUUUGUAUAAUGAAAAAUCUGACUCAGAAGAAUCGAAGAAGAAUAUAAAACAGAAAUUGAACAUUAAGCCAGAGUUGAUAAUAGAAGACCAGCCCCUGUUAAAAGUGAAUGAUGACACUAAAAAAUUAGUGGAAAAAUUAGUGUAUCUCCAGAAUAAAUAUGAAUUUGCGGAUGAAAAAUAUAUACAGUCAGUAAAUGAAUUAAAUAUAGAAUGUAUGAACAACAAAGAGAUACAGGGGGAUGCAUUACUGGCACAGCUGGCGAAGAUGACCGUGAUAAUCACUCAUUUGAUUGUGGAGUUUGCCAAACAACUGCCUGGGUUUUCCCGGAUCAGUAAAAGUGACCAAAUUGUAUUGCUUAAGGCGGCAUGUAGUGAGGUGAUGGCCAUCAGAGCUGCACGCUGCUACGACCUGAAGACGCAGACGAUUGUCCUCGCCAAUGGGAUGCCGUGCAACAUUGAAAACAUGAUGGCCGCUGGGGGCACAGAGGAGUACUGGAAACUCGUGUUUCAGUUCUGUCAUGCCCUGGCAGAAAAUCAGACUGACAAUACAGAAUAUGCCUUAUUCACUGCCAUCUGUAUAUUUUCUGAACGACACGAUAUAAGCAAUAAAGAACAAGUGGAACAAAUCCAAAAGGUAUAUGUUGACGCAUUGAUGGAGUACAUUGACAAGAAACGUCUAAAUAGCGUCACAUCUCUCGCCAAACUUCUCGUCCGUUUGAGUGACCUGAGGAGUAUUAGUCUGGAGCAUUCCAAAAUGCUGACCAUGAUGCACAUGGAUGAAUCCCUCAUGCCUCACAUUGUGCAAGACAUUUACAUACAGAGCUCCUGAGCUUCUUAAUAUAGACCCGGAAAUACCCCCUGAUUUUCAUGCAGAGUUCUGUAUGUCUAAAAAUAGAUUUGGGGAUACCCCCUGAUUUUUAUUUAGAGAUCAUGUGUUCUAAAUAUAUACUUGGGGAUAACCUCUUCAUGUUGGACAUAUUGAGAUGGUGUUUUUUGCUAUAGAAAGCAUUAGUGAGUGGUGGGACGGAUAUAUUUAGAGAGCAACAAACAGCGGAUAGCCUGAAAGGUCGAUGCUCAUAAGUGACAAGCUGUUCAUUAUAAAUUCUGUUUGCUGCCUCGGUUUGAUUGCAAAGUUGUCAAAGCUAGCAAAGAAGAAACGGGAAAUAAAACUAUUGUACUGUAACUUUGUUGUUGAAGCAAACAUAAAUUUAUUUUUUGGAGACUGUCAAAGACAGGAAAUACAAACAUCGAAGAACAAUCAAUUGGAUAAAUGGCACCAUUAUGAAAUGCUUGCUGUAUAGUAAAUAGUAUUGUGUCACUAUUUGAGUUGCAUUCUGGGAAAUUGUAGUCUUAAUGCAUUUGUGUCUGCCCAGGCUAAUCAGGGAGAACGGGGAGAAAGUGUCUUGCCUAAUUUGCCUAUGCAGGCUUAUCUGGGUUGACACUUUCGGCAUAUGCAUUAAGCCCAGUUUUCCCAGAUGUGGUUCAUUAAGAAGGUCUCAGAAAUCAAAUUUUAUUGGGAAAUUUUUAAAGACGAUUUCAACCUCCAAUAUGGAGUCAUAAUUCAAGAUGUGGAUUUACCGACUCAGUUGGUAUUUUAGUUGGUGAGAAUUUUGUCGUUGGGACACAAGCAAUAUGAUAUGAAUAGCAGACGACAAUAGUGUUCUGAAAUAUAUUGCUCAUGUUAAAGCAUUUUCCUCAAGUUGUAAAGUUUUAGAUACUGAAUAUGUUAAUUGAAUUAUAUAGGCCCGAUCAUUUGUCUAAUAUUUUAUUAAAUUGUGUAUGUAACAAUAUCAAUUGAAAUCGGGAGACAUUAUGUUGAUAUAUUGAUUUGAUAGUGUUGACAUUGGUUCAAGUGUUUUGUGUGUAAUUUCGUGUGCAACAGUCACUGUUGAACUGAUAAAUGAUAUAGCAGUCUUUAUUACAAAUACUGUUUUGGUGCUACUGAUUUUUUUUAACAGUUUCAUAAACAACUAAAUUUGAUUUUUUUUAUUUGAAGGAAUAUUUUCAGAAGACCCAAAGUACUUGUCCUUCCUAUGAAAAGGUUAUCAAGCUUUUAUCAUAAUAGAGUUUGAUAAAAUAAUAAAUUGCUUAAAUCGUAUGAAAGUAAACAUAAUAAAAAAUUAAUUUAUUAAGUCACUUAAUUCUAUCUUGUAAUUAAUAACUUGUAAAUGUUUUUUAUUAAAAUUAACAAAAUGUAUCCACUGUCUCACAGUUACCAUAGAUAUUGUUAAUUGGAUCAAUUGUUUAUGUACUGCAUUACGGAUUUGCAUUAUGCUAAGAGUAGUUAAUAACAGCAUUGCUGAUUACAUUGAAAUAUUGUUUUAUGUAAACAAUUUGCCAUAAGCCAUGUUGCGAUGCUGUGACCAGCCUGCCCAUGUGUGCAGUCUGGUCAGGGACUACCCUGUCUACAAAUGUGGCCAUGAAACCUUGACUGUUAAUUGGACAUAUUAGCUCCUGUUAAGAUUUGCAGGCAGGACUGGAAGUAAGUUGGCCACAUAUGGAAUAAGACCUAUUUUUGCAUGACAUGAUUCAUAUUUACAUUUUUUGUCACUUUUGUUGUUUUUGAAGUGUUUGUCAAUCAUGUUAACUGACAACUUGAAAUCAGUUGAUUUGUAAAAAUAUUUGUUGGCCAGAUAACUGAAACAUUGUACAUUUUGGCUGUGUUUUCUACAGAAACAUUCCUCAGGAGAAAUUAUUUUCACUCACAAAACACGCUUCCAUCAUUUGUGAAAACUAGAAGAUAUUAUUACCUUUUAAGAAGUUUGAACUGCUGUAAAUUAAUUACCUGAUUUAAACACAGUUUAUGUCAGCAGAAAAAUCUAUAUGAAAUGGUUAUUUUGGCUUCCUAUUCAGUUUGUGCAGACUAUUACUUGAGAAUUGUGUGCUGUAAGAAAUUGUUAAUUAUCAUAAAAGGUAUGUUUUGAUUGUUUCUUGGCAUUAUAUUGUUAUUUUUGAGUACAUCCCCUCAGUUGGUGUACACGAUUUGUGAAUUUAGAGUUUAAUUUUAUGGUGAACACAUGGAAAGUAUUAAAUAACUUACGUGAAAUGAAAUAUUUUUGUCAAAUAUAUUUAUGUGGUUGUAAUUUUGCCCAGAAAUAUUAUGUGGACAAAACAAAACAUAUUUAUGUCUUAAUAUAUUUUAAAUGUGGUUGGAGCAAAUGUUACCACAACAUUAUUAUGACAAACAUUCCUUCCUUAACAUUGUCUGUACAUGUAAAAGAUAUCAAAUAUUGUUAGAUUCUUUGCAACCAUUCAUUAAGAUUGGUGCUUUUAAAGGGACCGUCAACCACGAUAUUUUAAUCAAUAUAAACUAAUAAUUGUAAAAAAAUACGGUAUUUUAGAACUUUUCUUCUUUCGUCAAUGGCGGUUGACGGUCCCUAAUGAAUGUGAAAAAUAUUGAUCACUAAAUAUUUACACUGCUUUUUAAUAUAAUUGUAUUAUUUAAGUGCUCAUUGCAUUAUUUAAGUGCUCAUUUACAUAACAAAUAUUUGUAUGUAUUUUAAAAUAUGUAUUCAUUGGACAGAUUUUUUUAAACAUUUAUUUUAUUUAGAAAAAUGUGUUUUCAGAAGAGCGAAUGUAAAUAUCUGUCUGUUAUUUGAAACUGAUGUGUAUUGUAUAACACAUUAAUUUGUUAACUGCAUUGAUUUUCAUUUACAGAUUGUUUUUUUGACAAAAGGUAGUAAAGAAGAACGGGAAACACGUUUACAGCACUAUAAGUGUUCAAAUGCAUUGCAGUGAAGUGUUAAUGACACGCAUGUUCAGCACAAUAAGUGUUCAAAUGUUUGUUGACUCAGUGAGUAUAUUAAGUAUCAUUACCUUUUGUGUUUGCCAAAACGACGAGAAAUUCAUAUGUCUUCAAACUAUUUUGCUAUUUAAGUGAGUCCAUAAAUGUGAAAGAUUUAUAAUAUAUUUACUACACAAUGUUAUUUGAUGUUUUACUGUUAUGGAACAUCAGGGAAACCAUUUUCUUUCAAUUGCUGAGGAAUUUUUAUUAUAGUUUACAUGCAUAUUGUCUGUCUGUUAUGAACAUGUUUCUCAGAACAAAAUAUUCUUUAUUAUAAAGCGAGUAUAAAUGAUUAAAAUGUGGACAUUUUAUUCUUGCAAGCCUCAACCCUUUCCAACUCAGUAGCAAAGUUAAAAUGGCUUUUGCCACCAGCAUAAAACCAGAACAGCCUACAAGUAACCUGAAGUCUGUUCAGGUUUUAUGCUAUUUGCUGCUCAUCAAUAACUAAGAGUUAGAAAUGAAACCUUUAAUAUUUGAAUUUAGUAAGAAAGGUAUUUAAUUAAAUGUAACUGUCCAAGGGACUACAAAUGCGUCAAAAAACGUAUCUAAGUGGUAAAGGGUAACCAAAAUAUUAAUAUGACUGAGGAAUAUUGAAUAAAUUAAUUUAUAGUGACAUUUAUAAGAAUCAAGUUAACUCAUAUUUGCUGUAGACCUCCAAUCGUAUCUAUGUGUGGUAUGAACAAACUGCACUGGCUAUUAAGGAUUUCCUAUCUGAGUAAAGGUCUUGUGUACAUGAAGGAGUCUAGUUCUUGCUGUAUGAUAGAUCAUAAUUUGCACUUGAAUAAAACGUGCUGAUUUUUCAUGUGUUUUUUUUCUAGUAUUUAAUUUUACUACGUCAAACUUAUAUACAUGUAAAUAAUUAUAUUUAUAAACAUUUUUAUCGGUUUUCAAAUAACUACCGGAUCAUAAUUAUGCUCCCUUUAAAUGAGAAUGUGUGAGCUUUUAAAUGUAGAAGGAUCAAUUGGAACUCGUAAGUCAUGGUUUAAAUGAAAACAAGUCUACCCAUAUUGCAUUUUCUAGUGCAAUCUUUUGCAUCAGAUAAUAUAAGAAAAACAAUUAAAAUAAAACAAAGUCUACCCAUAAUGCAUUCUUUCAUGCUUAUCUUGCCUAAGACAUUCACAGGUACUUCCCUUCAUCAAAAAUGUAAAAAAAGAUGCAUUUAACACUGCAUAUCAUUACGCACAUUUAAUACGUGUGUAUUUGUAAUUUUUCCCGCAAUUUUUAUUUAGAGAAAGAAAUUAUAUAAAAAUCUCUUUUAAACACCCUUCUUGAAACAUCAUAUUUAAUGCACAUCAAAUGAAGCUGUUUUGGCACAAACCUUUGUAUGGAUUUAAUUCCCAUAACCUGAAAAUAAUAUACACUAGACCAUGCAAAAAACAUUCAAUAUUAAUAGCAAAAAGUGUCUUUUUAUCAGGAUUUUGCCAGCAUGAAUCUACUUCAGUUCCUAGCACAUAUUUUUUUAGCUCACCUUAGCACAUCGUGCUCAUGAUGUGCUUUUGUGAUCGCCUUUUGUCCGUCGUCUGUCGUGCGUUGUGCGGCGUCAACAUUUGCCUUGUUAACACUCUAGAGGCCACAUUUAUUGUCCAAUCUUCAUGAAAUUUGGUCAGAAGAUUGGUCUUAGUGAUAUCUUGGAUGAGUUCGAAAAUGGUAAUGUUUGCUUGAAAAACAUGGCUGCCAAGGGGGGGGGGGCAUUUUUCCUAAUAUGGCUGUAUAUGGCUUUAGUAAAAUCUUGUUAACACUCUAGAGGCCACAUUUAUUUUCCGAUCUUCAUGAAACUUGGUAAAUAGAUUUGUCCCAAUAAUAUCUUGUUAUCUCUGGUGAGUGACUUUGGGCCUUUCAGCCCUCUUGUCUUUAAACAAGUACAUUUAACCUUAAAACAUGUACACUUAGGUGCAUUUUAAGUGUUUAAAGUAUAUGUUUUAUUGCAUAAAAAAGUUAGUCACUGCCAAAACAGUUGCAUUUGAUGUGCAUUUAAUACACUUUUUUGAGAAGGGGUGUUUAAAAAAUAGAUUUUUACAUAAUUCCUUGUAAAUUAUGAUGUGCUCAUGGUGCACUUGUCCAGCAUCUGUCCAGACAUGUAUUCUCGUGUCCAAACAUGGUCAACCACUUGUUCCAAUGAUAUAUUCUACUUUAACCGUGUGCAGAUUUCCAAGAAACUGCAGAGUAGCUAGCAUGGGAGACCCUCUUUCCAAGUUGCUUCUGAAAUUAUCUAAAUUAUUUCCAAAAGAGAAAACUUUAACAAUCUUUUACUUAAACUAUACUGCCUUUAGAGCUCUUGUACUGUAAAAUCAAUUAUUGUUUAUGGGACAAUAGUUUUCCCAAACUCUGUGUUGACCGAUUCUAGAAUUUAACACACAUACACCAGAACACGAAUGCAAAUUCAUUUUUUUUCUAAAAUCAGAAAAAAACAAAAUUUAUGUGUCCACAAAAAAGUUUUUAAAAGCUCAUUCAAGGAAUAUACAUGAUUUUAUAGUACUGUGAAACCAUUAUUAUUUGGAGCACAUUAAAUUUAAUGGAUUGUAUUUCUAGAUUUACGAAUAAACGUUUGCAACUAAUAAUUUUGUCCAAUAUUUGAUACAUUUUUAGACUGAAAUACAGUAACUGUUAGGAUUGCAAAGAGGCUAAGCUAAGCUUUGAAUAUGAAAUACUCUGAUUGAAUCUUGGUGGUGCUUACAUUAACCCAUUUAUGCCUAGCGUCUAGAAAAAAAGGCCUUGGCAAACAACGUAGACUCAGAUGAGACACCGCAUGAUGCGGCGUCUCAUCAGGGUCUUUACUGUUUGGUUAAAGGAAUUUCUGUAAGAAAUAUUUAAAGUAUAGAAAUAAAUAUACUAGACAUCCCUUAUUUUGGAAAUAAAUUGAUCCAAUUUAGAAGGAUGGGAGAGUCAACUAGGCAUAAAUGGGUUAAAUUAACCAAGAUGAGACGUGUGAUGCUACUCUUGCAAAAUGCAAAAGAAUCGGUCCCUUAAAGACAUGGUUAAUCCCUUGUGGUACAACAAUGUACAUGUAGUAAUGUCUUAAACACUGAAGACAUGAAUACGUACUUAUUUGUAUUAAAUGCACUAAGACUCCCCUAUAUAUGUUAUUGACUGACGCAUUAUUUACCACAUAUAUGUCUGUUCUAGGAAAACUAGGAUAAAAGGAUGUGCAUAAAAUUGUUUCACUGGAUUAGCCUGUGCAUUUAGCCCAGUUUUCUCAGAAUGUGGCUCAAAGUCCUACUUUGUAUGAUAUUUGAAGUAUCUGAGGUGAGCAUCAUGAGCCCAGAGCUUGUCUUAGGAUGCUGUAAGGGUAUUAUUUGGCACAGGAUAUGUGUUCUUGUUGUAAUUGAUUUAUUUGUUUAGAUCUUAUGUAAUAUAGAUAUCCAUUAUUCAUGACAUGACAUUUGUUAUUUCAAUGGUUUCUUACAGUAUAUGUAAUAAAUGAGAUCAAUUUUGUAGUUCCUGAUCAACAAUAUUUUAGGUGGAAUAUUUACCAAAAAUGAUUAUAUGAUGAAUUUCUGCCUUAAAACUGAUGGAGGUCUUAUAAAACGUAUUCAAAUAAAAGAAGUACCCAGGUAUUAAUCAGAUUGGUUUAUAAAAUUGUAAUUUUUAUGUUCAUACAAACAUACCAAACUUAUUUGUCUACAAAAUUGGUGUUUCAAUUAUUAAUGGAAUUUUUUGUUUUAAAGGAAAUCUGUUGUUAAAGAAAAUUCAGUCUAAGCAGAAAGUGUGUGCUCAGAUUAUUUUGUGCUGACUGCAGAUGAGAACAAUUUUCUCAUGCAGGAAAUGCAGCAAUUCACUACUUGUAACGAAACCUUUAUAUAUUAAGCAUUCAUUUGGUGAUGUUCUGUAAGUGUUAUGUGAUCUUAGGAAAUGUUGCCAAUUGCUGAUUGCUCAUAUGUAUCUAAUGUUGUGUGUUGUGAAUACUCCUUAUUGGUUGUUGAAUAAAAUGUUGUUGUAUAACGAAUUUAUGAAAAAUCUGUAUUUUAUGUCUAUUGUAGUUUGAAGACUUGUGUUUAUUGUUAAGAUAUCAGUCUUGAAAACAUAUUUCCGUGCGCUCGACAUUAAGCCAUUAAAGCUCAACUCGUGUUUA
This is a messenger RNA of Dreissena polymorpha, 8601 nucleotides long. RefSeq names its product ecdysone receptor-like. NCBI's taxonomy places the organism in Eukaryota, Metazoa, Mollusca, Bivalvia, Myida, Dreissenidae. Gene Ontology annotation, cellular component: nucleus. The transcript has 7 exons. The coding region runs from base 93 to 1577 and encodes 494 amino acids. Gene Ontology annotation, biological process: positive regulation of transcription by RNA polymerase II; ecdysone receptor signaling pathway; cell differentiation. Gene Ontology annotation, molecular function: nuclear receptor activity; RNA polymerase II cis-regulatory region sequence-specific DNA binding; ecdysone binding. The record is from RefSeq and is a predicted model, not a curated record.